GUAAGUGCAUGCAUGCACCAAUGCUACAUUGAUCGCUGACCGCGGUCCGUUCCAAUUUUUAUCCAGUAAUCCGUGCGUUGGUGCUGCUCGUAUCUUCAGUUUCAGGUCUAUGGCAUUAAGUGUGCUCACCAAAAACUGGAGACUUUUUUGGGCCUAAGAUAGCAGGAGAUUGGAUCCAGAUGUAGACAAAUUAAACCAACUCUGAAUAUGAGCACUUUACAAGCAUUGCAGCUAUCCAGAAAAGGUGGUCAUGUGUAUGACAGUGGCUGGUAUAAAGAUGGACGAGUGUAUGAAACUCUGGUAAACUGCAUGUCUUCGCCCAAAAUUUCAUCUGAAAUUGCCCCUCCAGUUCUUCAAAAUUGUAGUAGCACUUUGAAGGAAAAUGAUGAACAGCAUCCACCUGACAUUUCUGAGGGCUCUUACAUUGGCAUUGAAGACUGUGGAAAUGUAGAAGAGGAAGGCAGCUUUUCCAACAAUGCAUCAUCAUCAACUUUACUGUAUAGCACAAGAGACAUUAAGUUAGACGAUAUCCAAGCGACGUUAGCCUUGGUUAAGACUGGCAUACUGGAAAUAUUAAUCCAUGAAUGCGAACAACAGUGGGAUAAACUGCCAAAGGAAAGAGCAAACGAACGUCGACUUAAAUUAGAAGAGCUGUGUCGGCAUCUUCAUGAUCAAGCAAGCAAGAGCUCUUCAAUGCUCGCUGAACAACUAGAUGAGAAGACACGUAUGUCGUUGCAAAGUGUGCAAUGUACUUUGCGCGACAAAGAAGAAAUGAGGCUGCAGCGUGUUCAACACCAGCAAGAUCGUUACAAGUUGCAUGUCAAGAGAAUGGAAGUCAAAUUGAAGACAGCAAUUCAGAAAAAAGUUGAAGCGGAAGAAGAAGCUGAACACAAGCGAAGAGUUGCUGAAAGACAGGCCUACCUUGAUAGCAUGAUGAAUGUCCACAAGCAAAUCAAAGAAUCUUCCAAGAAAAUUUGUCUUCAGUUGGAAAAGGACAAACAAAAAGAUUUUCUUCAUCCUGAUGCAGUAAAAAUCAAGGAGAAUGUUGAUCAGUUGUCACAGCAGGCUGAUCGGCUGUUAGCUGAUGCAAAGCUGAAGGGAGCAUCAAUGGAUUUGGUGGAAAACAUGCAUAAAAUUAUUGAAUCACUUAUGAUUCAUCAAGAACGUGCUUCCAGAAUAAUUGCUGAAGCUGACAGAUUGUCUCAAGAGGAUGCGGCAAGGAAGGUACGGGAGGCCCAACAGCAAGCAGCAGCAGCUGUAGCAAUAACACAUACACCAAAAUCAGAAUUAUCACCACUAGCUCAAACAUCCCUCAAAACCAGUCAAAAUUCAGUACUUCAAAAAGCAAUCUCAGCUGAUGCAUUGGAGGAAUAUGAGGGAAUUAGAAAUAAACAUAAGGCAGUGAUGGACUCCUAUGGAAAACUUGCUCAAACAUCUGACCCUCAGUUGAAAAAGUAUCGAUUUGACCUCCAAAAGGCUGUGAAUGUCCCUGUAAAUGCCAUCUCUAAUCAGUGUGGUUCCCAUCUGAUGGACAAGCUGCAACGACUAAGAUCACUACUCUUAGGAGAAAUGGUGAAUGUGUCUGGCCGAAGGGUGUCUGCAUCUCAGAACACAGAGGGCCAACCAUUUGUGAAAGAUCUUUUGGCCAAGAAAAUAGUGAAACAAAGUGAUGAACAGGUGUCAUCCAACUAUGAGUCAGCAUUUCCAUUUGCAGCCAUUGCUGUUACUCUGUGGUGUGAAUUCCCAGACGUUGGAGAGCUUAUGUUAGCACACUUCUACCUCAAGUGCCCCUUCCUAGUACCCUACCAUAUCACCAAGAGUCAAGAUCAGUCGAAUGAGGACUAUUACAAAUCACUGGGUUACAAUUAUGAGAGUGAUGGUGUCGUAGAGAAGCAAGACAAGUACCUGCGGAGGAUGUCUGGUUUUAUGCGUCUGUAUGCAGCAAUCAUGAUCACACAACCAAUGCCAGGCACCAAAAAGGUUCACCCAUAUGGAAUAGAUCAUGCAUGGAAAUGGUUAGCACGACUGCUCAAUGUGGAACCCCAACCAGACAUUACUGCAACAAUGCUUUUUGAUUUCUUAGAGGUGUGUGGUAAUGCUCUCACUGCCGCGUACAGUAGACAGUUCUUCAAGCUCAUCCGAGUGCUUUACAAAAACUACUUCCCUAAAAUUGUGGCUGUAACUCCCAAAGGGUCUGGAGGGCCUGUUGUGAGACUCCAGACAUUCCUUGAGAGGGUCAUUAAAGAGCAACAGAUACAGCCACCGAAAGGGAAACUUCAAGCUGACUUCUGGAGAACGUGACAUUUUUCCGACACUCAAGUUCUCCAUGCCCAUCAGCUUUAACCUUUUACUCUAACUCUAACUUGUGGAUAAAAAACUGUCUUCUCUGAACCUGUCAGAUCUGCUCUGAAUCCAAAGUUUUAAUUAAAUCCAAACCCAAGCGGCAUAGGUGCAAACAGGGCUGGAUUAAUGCUCCAGGCACCAGAGUUAUGUAGGCCUUACCUACCCAAGGUACAAAUGCCAAUUUAACAGUGAGAGUCAAUCAUCACAUUUUGGAAAUGACCUUCUUUUACCUUAUCUUUUUUUUAAAAUGACAGCAUAUUAGGCAAAAAAACUUCACAUGGAAUUUAUCUGCUAUUUUCAAAUCUAGAACAAUUUUAACAGGUAAUAUGGUCAGCAAGUUUUUGCCCAGCUGCAAAUGAUUUAUUAUACUUUUUAACCACUA
This is a messenger RNA of Acanthaster planci (crown-of-thorns starfish), 2725 nucleotides long. It is a transcript of the gene gle1, whose product is annotated as GLE1 RNA export mediator. Gene Ontology annotation, molecular function: inositol hexakisphosphate binding; translation initiation factor binding; phospholipid binding. Gene Ontology annotation, biological process: poly(A)+ mRNA export from nucleus. The record is from RefSeq and is a predicted model, not a curated record. Gene Ontology annotation, cellular component: cytoplasm; nuclear pore; nuclear pore cytoplasmic filaments. Lineage: Eukaryota; Metazoa; Echinodermata; Asteroidea; Valvatida; Acanthasteridae.